Molecule: messenger RNA, 1582 nt
Organism: Pseudogymnoascus verrucosus
Lineage: Eukaryota; Fungi; Ascomycota; Leotiomycetes; Thelebolales; Thelebolaceae
Exons: 3
Coding region: 201-1343 (380 amino acids)
Biological process (GO): pyrimidine nucleotide import into mitochondrion
Cellular component (GO): mitochondrion
Molecular function (GO): pyrimidine nucleotide transmembrane transporter activity
Source: RefSeq, a predicted model, not a curated record
AGUCAGGGAGAGAGAGCGACAAAUAAAUUUCCAAAACCUAACAUAUAUUUACCACCCUCAUUUUUGUACUACCCCCUUCAUACCCUCUUUCAAUCUUCUUUCGAUUAUAUUUCAUGAUAAUCUAAAAACCUAUCUUAAUUUACGGCGUGCCCUGAGUCGAAUUCCGGCCCGGGUUUUUGCAACCAUCAACAUCCCCGUUCAUGUCGUUCACCUCAACUCGUCAGGGCGCGUCUGCCUCACAAUCUGUACCUGCGCAACUGGUCGAGUCGCGGGAAAAUGGCGAUGUCCUACCCUUUAACCAAGUCGACGCGAAGCAAAUAAAUAGAAAGCCCCUGCCGGUGGCGAAGUCAUGGGCGCAUCUUGUCGCUGGAGGUGUCGGAGGCAUGACAGCAGCCGCCCUCACAGCGCCCCUGGACGUCCUCAAAACCCGCCUGCAAUCCGACUUCUACCAAUCCCAACUGCAAUCCAACCGCGCCCGCCUGGGCAUCUCACCGCACGCACACCUCUCCCCGGCACGCUCCGCGAUCCUCCACUUCCGCGAAACGUUCCAGAUCCUGUUCAGCGUGCAUAAAGUCGAAGGAUGGCGCGCGCUCUUCAAGGGGCUGGGGCCGAACCUGGUCGGCGUAGUGCCGGCGAGGAGUAUCAACUUCUACACGUACGGCAACGGGAAGAGGAUUAUUGCGGAUAACUUCAACCAUGGGGAGGAGAACACGUGGGUUGUUUUGCUGGCGGCGGCGACGGCGGGGGUGGUGACGAGCACGGCGACGAAUCCGAUUUGGAUGGUUAAGACGAGGUUGCAGCUUGAUAAGAAUGUGUCGGAGAGGGCGGGGGAGGCGGUGGUGAGGAGGUAUAAGAAUAGUUGGGACUGUGUAAAACAGAUAAUAAGGAAUGAGGGGAUUAGGGGCAUGUACAAAGGGAUGAGUGCGAGCUAUCUGGGGGUGUCGGAGAGCACCUUACAGUGGGUGCUGUAUGAACAGAUGAAGGGAUACCUGAGGAGGAGGGAGGAAAAAAUUAUCACAAGUGGACGAGAGAAGAAUAUCUGGGAUCGAACAGUUGAGUGGACAGGCAAAGUGGGCGCGGCCGGAGGCGCAAAGCUGGUUGCGGCUAUCAUCACCUAUCCCCACGAGGUUGUCCGCACACGUCUUCGCCAAGCCCCCACAAUUGCCGACGGAAAGCCAAAGUACACCGGUCUGAUCCAGUGCUUCAAGCUCGUCUUUAAAGAAGAGGGCAUGGCAUCCAUGUACGGCGGCCUAACACCGCAUCUGCUACGCACAGUUCCCAGCGCAGCGAUUAUGUUCGGCAUGUACGAAGUUAUCCUCCGGUUCCUGGACACGCCGGCGUGAGUAUAUCCGAGGAUAUAGUAUCAUAUUGUAUAUAUACAUGAGAAACGUGGGGCCUUUCAUGCUGAGCAUGGGGGUCCUGGGCAGCGGAGAGGAUAUCUCCUCUCUUGAUCUCCUAUUCAAGAUGGAUGAGGAAUGAGGUGCAUUGUACUAUUAUAGAAGGUCGUGGUGGGGUAAACGGCGUUAUGCUUUACGGCUGGUGUAGGAUAUUGGAUAUAUUUGUAAGAAUUAAUAACGAGGUG